Molecule: messenger RNA, 2329 nt
Organism: Xiphias gladius (swordfish)
Lineage: Eukaryota; Metazoa; Chordata; Actinopteri; Istiophoriformes; Xiphiidae
Gene: tmem51b
Product: transmembrane protein 51b
Exons: 4
Coding region: 623-1501 (292 amino acids)
Source: RefSeq, a predicted model, not a curated record
UUUAACAGUGAUUUGAAACUCAACUUCAUUUAACCACAACAUUAACCAUGUUAUUUUACUCGAUAUCGUUUGACUUGAAUUUAUCCCUGUCCCGCUAAUUUGUCCCCCAGAGGGGAAGUUCACCUGAGCAGCGCUAGGACCAAGGGGAAAACAGGUCUGAGACACACUUCACGGCCGGCAGAGGGGAGGUUUCGCUACGGCUGGAACUUGAACUAAAUUCCCGUCAACUAAAUUGCUCUUUAUUUGAAACAGUAAAAUCGUAGGAAUUAGUCCGCCCUGUGACUCUAAAGGGAAAAACCCCGGUUGAACUGGACGCCGGUUGUUGGGUUUGUGUUUUUCUUCCGCUUCCCUCUGCCCCUGAUCUUCCUGAAAACACCUGCGUGGCUCAGGUAACUCACCGAUGAGGAGGGAAGUCCUUGGAUCGUGAGCGGUGAAAAGGCUGGGCUGCUUUUGUUUUUUUUUAAAUGCUGGAGCUGUACUGAUGUUGGAACAGGACACACCCAUACACGCUGACCGGCGGGCCUGCAACACUGGCUGCGAAAGACUCAAGGUUGAUGUCGACACGCGCGAGGAGUAGAAGAGCCAUCGGAAAUGAAAUGACACCGAAGUUUGUCCUUCAGGGAUGUGUUCCAGUCAAAGUAUCUGCGGCGGCAACAACCGUCCCAACAGGUCCUCCAGCUCAGGUGGCACCAGUACAGGCGCCCAUUAUGCACUGUGCGCCCUGGGAGUCGGGCUCAUCGCCCUGGGUAUUGUCAUGAUUGUGUGGACUGUGAUACCCCUGGACGGAGAGGACUCAGCUGGGUCCCCCACUCCAUCAGGAAACUCCACCUCAGGGCCUGAGAGUGGGGGUGAUGAUGGGGAUUCGGAGAGCACAGAGAGCACAAAGUCUUCAUCAGUGGCUAUGGUGCUGGUUGGAGUUGGAGUAGCCAUGCUGCUCUUGUCCAUUUUCCUCGGUGUGAGGAGCAAGAGGAGAGCACGCAACAGAAGUAACCAGCAAGGGGCAACAGGAUCCCCCUUGAUGGACCAUGUGGCUAGGGAGCAGGAGGAAGCUGCUGAUGCAACUACGUACAAUGUGCCGAGCUAUGAGGAGGUCGUUGGCAGUGGCGACUACCCCGUCCGUCAGAGUAACCUUCGCCAGAGCACCUCCCAGCUGCCGUCCUAUGAGGACAUCAUAGCAGCUGUGGAAAAUGAGGGAACAGAGCCCACAAACAAUCCCACGGAGGCCACCCCACUUAAUGAUCCCACGCCGGCACCCGCCCAACCUGCUGCUGAUCCCCCGGCCGGCCCUCCUGGCCAUAUAUCAAACCCCAGCUUGCCCACCCGCAGCAGCAGCCGGGCCAGCCGUUUACUGCGGCCCCUGCGGGUGAGGAGGAUCAAGUCAGACAAACUGCACCUGAAGGAUUUUCGUCUCCAAAUCCGCAGCCCCACACAGAAUCCAGUCACCAUUGAACCCAUCACUCCGCCGCCACAAUAUGAAAAUAAGAUGCCUGAAUUACAGUAGGAGCUCUCCAUUAUUGCCUGUCCCUGAUUAAUAAGAAUAUCUCUGUGUGGAAUGGACUAAUGGUAAAGUUUUUGAAAAACACAUUUUCAAGGUUGGUAUUAAAUAGGUUAACUGCAGCUGCGUGCAGCGUAAUGGAGGCCACGUAGACAAGUUCCUGAAAUGAGAAUAUUUUGAGGGAAUCUCCUGUUCAUUAUCAGUGAACUUGUGAUUGGCAUAUUUAUUCUGUUAUAACGCAUUAUUAUGUCUUCGUGAAAGGAUCUUCUUUCAGAGUUGAGAUUUUUUUGAACACCAUGCUAUAAUGUCAAACAUACAACGGCCUUUCAGGUUUUUUUUUAAUAGCCAGUUGUAAUAUGUUUUUCACCUUACCAGGAAUUAUUAUUGUUGUUGUAUUUUGAGUAUGAUUAGUUGUGAACUGUGGAAAAUUUGAAACCAUAUCUUGUGAUUCAAAGGGGGAAAAGGGAAACUAAUUGCCUUGGAGGUUUUUCAGUGGUAUUAAUUAUCAUAAGAAUCUGAUUGCACCACCUUUUGUGAUUUGUAACUGAAGAAAAUGCACUGAGGUCAAAAAUUUUUGAAUCAACUGUUUCUUUCUGAAUGUUUCUUGUAAGUUGUUUUAAAUGCCUUGUCGUAAAGAAGCUGGUUCAAAUUACCUUUUUGAUACAGCUACCAGGAGAAGAUAAAAUAUUCUAUGGAACAGUAAAACCAGAAGUAAACUGGUGAAUAUUAUAGUGUGGGAUGUGAUAUUGGUAAUUGCUUCAUAGGACUUUUAUAAGUGUUUAAGUGUUGAAAUCCCUUUAACUACGAUGUAAUAUUUGUUAAAAAAAAAAAAAA